GAGUAACCCCGUGGGAUGACCUUUGACACGUCAAAAUGGUGUCCAUGAGGUAGUGACGUAUUUCUCCGACAUUUUCCAACUUCUCCGUCGAUUUAAGCGUUCUGUAAAGACAAAUUCUUCACAUGUGUUCCUCUAAUAGAAUAUUAACUGAACGUAGAAUCUUCUGACAACAAUUUGGACGAUCUAAUAGCCAUUUAGGUGCCGUAAAGUCGACCAGAAAAAUUGUGGGGCGACCGGACAAUUUUAUUCCAAGAUGGCCGACCCGGAAUUGUUGUUGGACCCAGCCAUACGAAUCUGGGUGUUCAUCCCGAUUGUCGUCAUCACAUUCCUCGUGGGCCUUAUCAGACACAAUGUCAGCCUUCUGUUGCAGUCAGACAAGAAAGUGGAGCUGCAGCAGGUUGCAGACAGCCAGGCUCUCAUCAGGAGCCGGUUACUGAGGGAGCAUGGGAAAUACGUCCCGCGUCAGUCCUUCCUCAUGAGAAAACAGUUCUUCAACGAGGAAGAGAGUGGCUACUUCAAGAAGCAGAAGCGGAAACCAGUGAUGAAGAACCCCAUGACGGACCCCACCAUGAUGACAGACAUGUUGAAGGGAAACCUGACCAGUGUUCUCCCCAUGAUUGUCAUCGGAGGAUGGAUCAACUGGGCAUUCUCUGGAUUCCUCACAACAAAGGUUCCCUUCCCCCUGACCCUGCGGUUCAAGCCCAUGCUGCAGAGGGGCGUCGAUCUGCCGUCGCUGGACGCCUCCUGGGUCAGCUCGGUGUCUUGGUACUUCCUGAACGUGUUCGGGCUGCGCAGCUUCUACACACUCAUCCUGGGAGAGAACAACGCUGCCGACACCUCGCGGGUCAUGCAGGAGCAGAUGUCUGGUGCUGCCAUGGCGAUGCCCCCUGACCCCAACAAGGCCUUUAAGGCAGAGUGGGAGGCCCUGGAGGUGACUGAUCACCAGUGGGCACUGGAGAACGUGGAGGAUGAGCUCAUUAGGGGGUCCAGCCUGCCACCGGAGGAGAUCUUCAUCAAGGAUAAAUUUGCAUAAAUUAUGUUGUACAACCCCAGAGGAGCUCAUCAGGGGAUCCAGCCUGCCACCGGAGGAGAUCUUCAUCAAGGAUAAAUUUGCAUAAAUUAUGUUGUACAACCCCAGAGGAGCUCAUCAGGGGAUCCAGCCUGCCACCAGAGGAGAUCUUCAUCAAGGAUAAAUUUGCAUAAAUUAUGUUGUACAACCCCAGAGGAGCUCAUCAGGGGAUCCAACCUGCCAACAGAGGAGAUCUUCAUCAUGGAUAAAUUUGCAUAAAUUAUGUUAAACAACCCUAGAGGAGCUCAUCAGGGGAUCCAACCUGCCACCGGAGGAGAUCUUCAUCAAGGAUAACUUUGCAUAAAUUAUGUUUAACAACCCUAGAGGAGCUUAUCAGGGGAUCCAACCUGCCACUGGAGAUCUUCAUCAAGGAUAAUUUUGCAUGAAUUAUGUUGUAAAACCCCAGAUCCAACCUGCCACUGGAGGAGAUCUUCAUCAAGGAUAAAUUUGCAUAAAUUAUGUUGAACAACCCCAGAGGAGCUCAUCAGGGGAUCCAGCCUGCCACCGGAGGAGAUCUUCAUCAAGGAUAAAUUUGCAUAAAUUAUGUUAAAGAUCCCCAGAGGAGCUCAUCAGGGGAUCCAACCUGUCACCCGAGAUCUUCAUCAAGGAUAAAGUUGCAUAAAAUAUGUGUAGCCCCAGAUAACUUGACCCCAUCCUUCAUGGUGAAUAUGAUUGAAUUUUUUUGUCCCUUCAUGCGUACAGUCUGUGGUCGUGAAUAUAGAGAGUCUUUUUUACACAACCACAACUUUAAGUUCAAUGUUUCAGUGACCAUCUGUCACCUUCCUCAAGGUAAUUCUGGCUAGUUCACAAGAAUUGCCCUGAGGACCAAAACAUUGGUGAAAGUAAAGUGGUGGUUGUGUAAAAAGAGUCUCUUUAUUCCAUAACAUACCAACCUGAUGAAACUACUCACAGAGUCUGUAGUAGUCUUCUAGAAUAAAAAUUAUCCCAUUUUGAAGAAGUUAUCCAUAAGAAUUUUAAAAAGUAUUUAGGCAAGGGAGAAAAGAAAAUUAUAUCAUAUUUCACGAAUAAGUGUAGAACCAAAAAAGGAAGUCACAGAAAAGCAAGAGUGAAAGUAAACAAAGAAUUUGUUUGUCUUGCAUUGUCUGUUGUUUAAAGAAUGUUCAGUGCAGUGAAUAUAUUUCUGCACUCUCAGUAAUGGAUUUAGGUAGAAUGGAAAGAACGUUUAAGAAAUGACUUGUGAAGACAUGUUUGUUUGUUUGAACCUUUAUUUAUUCAUGAAAACUCAAGUCGACCUGCAGGUCGCUUUUCUUUGAGGUCAUGAGGGAAGAGGUGUUCAGUGGUGCUCAGUUAUUAGGCCACACCAAUUCUAUUUGUCGUUUCUCGGAUUUGCCUGUCCAUUUUUUUUCAUUUUCAAAAAAAAUCAAGUCCUGAGAGUCAGUGAAUGAGUGAGAAAAAUAAUGCAUGUUUUGCUUACAAGCCUGUAAAUAUUGCCAUUCAGAGCCUCAUACACAUAAUACAGUCUAACGGCAAUGCCUUUUAUUUAUAACAUUAGUAACAAAUCAAAAGAAGGGAUUCAUUGCAUAAAAUGUGCCAUGAAACUCCUCAGGCUGUUGUAUUUUUUGUGUUAUUAAAGCCGUAUAUCUUCACCCCAGGACUUUUGAUACAUAUUUUUUAUUGUUUUUAGACCAGUCAGAAAAAAUUCGAGAAGCAACAAAUAAAUUUGGUGUGGCCUCAUAUUCAUAGGUGUAUAACAGGAACAAUGUGCAAGGAUACUGUAAAUGCAUUUAAGUUCACGGGUUUAAUUUCGCAGUAGCGGGAAAAAGGACUUUUCGCUGUGGUUUUAAGUUUGCGGUAGCACCAUGCACUGUUGUCUCUUAUUGCCAUGGAAAAAUGUUCGAGGUGGUUAUAAGUUCGCAGUUAAGCAGCCACCACGAAAAUCGCGAACAUUAAAAUACCAUGAAAGUUUCUACAUUUACAGUAUACAAUUGUAGCAGUUGAGUUCUACAUGUUGUAAUAACUCGAUAUGUCUAUGGUGCAGUACAAACAUACAUGUAAGUUCUACUAUGAUGAAAAGACUUGAUUGUUAUAUUACCAUGUUGUAAUUCCAUCUGUAUUGCACACUUCACAACAAUAUCAGUUGUAUGGCAAUAAAUCACAAAUUAAA
Molecule: messenger RNA, 3194 nt
Organism: Branchiostoma floridae (Florida lancelet)
Lineage: Eukaryota; Metazoa; Chordata; Leptocardii; Amphioxiformes; Branchiostomatidae
Product: ER membrane protein complex subunit 3-like
Exons: 5
Coding region: 254-1033 (259 amino acids)
Biological process (GO): protein folding in endoplasmic reticulum
Cellular component (GO): membrane; EMC complex
Source: RefSeq, a predicted model, not a curated record